AUGUCGUAUCCUCACGCAUCGUGGUCACCAAAGACCGAAAUGGAACACGGACAGUUUGACCCAUCUCAAGGAAUGGGUGGUGACUCUCCAAGACAUGUCAGUGGAGGCGCUCAGCAGUCUUUUGCCUACGUCGGCUAUUCCCAAGAUCCCCGUGGGAACAUCAGACCUUCAUCUGCGAGCCCCACAUCGAGUUUGUCAGGCGCCAUGGGAGACGCUCAUAUAUCUUCCACGUCGCAAAUGCCUGGUACAGUACCAUCAGGCAUGACAUGGCCUGUACAUAGUGCAUAUACAGACGAAGCUCAGAUGGCCUCAUACAUCUCUACUCCUCCGACACCAGCAUCAGCCAGCCCAUCCGGAACGUUCUCAGUGUAUUCUAUUCAGCCCUAUAAUCAGCCUAAUCCCAAUCAUGAUAUUUACGGCCAAAACAUACCCUCGCCCUCUAUAUACGCGGAACAGCAAUUUGCGUCACAGCAAGCCCGUUCACAGAUGCUUCAUGCUAUGACCCCCUCACCCACGACGCCUUCCUCGGCGAUGACCUUGCCAACAAACCCAAUGCCUGCCAUCAAUCGCACCUCCCGGCCCUCUCGGGAAAGCUUGGAAGACGAGAUUCACCGCCUGCGACAGCGUGUAAUGGAGCUGGAAAACGCGCGAGAGGUGGAGGUACAGCGCACACAUCAUUUACAGCAGGAACUCAACCGCAUCACGUACGGCCUCUCCGCUCCCGCUAGUGGCAGCGCCCUUCCGUCGCCUCUGCCCACGCCAACAUACCCACCUGCACUCGAAGAGAGCUGGCGCAGACGUACUGAUGCCCGCCGGAAGAUCUUCUGCUCCGUGAACCGCGCAGGCAACGCGCUCUGCGCAUGGCAUGACUCUAGGCGCGAGCGCCGUGCGUUCCCGCCGCGCAAUGCGCCCCUAGGCAUGCUUAACUGCGGCUGCACGUUCGAAGAGGCGCUCUUCGAGGAGAGCCUGGCGCGCCACAACGUCGGCAGCUACCACCCGGGCGAGUCCGUGCGCAUGGAUCCCGCGCUCCGGAACCCCUUGCUCAAGCUGCUCCAAGAACGAUAUGGCUACCGCGAUGGCGACUUCGACUUUGAUCCCGUCACGCGCACAUGGCAGAAUGGCGAAGAUGCGACGUAUUGGGAGCAGAAGCUCGCUGCUGGUGCAGCCAACUCCCGGAGGGCACGCGCUGAAGAGCGCCGUUGA
This is a messenger RNA of Postia placenta MAD-698-R-SB12, 1203 nucleotides long. RefSeq lists its product as hypothetical. The coding region runs from base 1 to 1203 and encodes 400 amino acids. The record is from RefSeq and is a predicted model, not a curated record. The transcript is spliced from 2 exons. Lineage: Eukaryota; Fungi; Basidiomycota; Agaricomycetes; Polyporales; Adustoporiaceae.